CGACCCAGAGUGAGGUUCACGCAGUGUUCACGGGACACGCACGCAGAGACUCAGUGAGUGACUCAGUUGCACUGUAGAGUUGUGCAGCAGCAUGCUCCAACACAGUGACCUGCGAAAGGACUACUAGACCGACUGCUGAUCUGAGCUCCAAGUUCAAGGCUGUUUUUUUUUUGUUUUCAACUCUUUUUCCAACUCGUUCUUCACAUAUUGAAGUCCACACACCGCGACACAUCUCCACUCUCAGUUUCCAGUCGUGGAUGAGCGCAAGGAGCGUGGAUGGUUAUGUUUGAAAAGGAAUCAAGACAGCCUCUGGACCAGUCGACCGUGACAGCGAUGCCUUCCAACAAAUACUCUGCUGCUUUAAUUGAGGAGAGCAACAACAUGACGGCCACAGCGCCGGUGAACGGAGACACGCCUCCAGCUGAGGGCCUAUCAGAGAACGACAGUGGAGUGGAGCUGACCAAUGAGAACAGCCCUCUGACCGCUGCUGAACCGCCUUCUCCUUUCAGCCCCAAGCAGAACGGAGACGCCGCCUCACCUCAAGAAGAUAACCAGUGCACGAGAGGAAACAGGAAGAGAAACAGGAAGAAGUCAGAGGAGGAGGAAACUACCUGGGACUCCUACAGCGAGGACAAGAACUCAGGAGCGUCUCAGUUGAGUCUGAGACAGACGCCUCGACCCAGAACCAUCUUCCAGGCCGGUCUGAACCCGCACGGACACAACAAACCUCGCAGACAGAACCGCAAGCAGGAGCAGAGCAUGUUACUGUGUGCAGGUGGUCCUCGAGUAGCUGUGGUUGUGUCCGGCGGGGUCCCCGAAGCCCCUCGUCUAGAGCUGAUGGAACAAGACUCCAAAGAUUCGGCCCAGAGCGUCAGCACCUCCUCCAGCUCUGAGGUCCAGCCAGAGUACAAUGACAACAAGGGCUUUGGCAUCGGCGAGCUGGUGUGGGGGAAAAUCAAGGGUUUUUCCUGGUGGCCAGGCAUCGUGGUGACGUGGCGCGCCACUGGCAAACGGCAGGCAAGCCACGGCAUGAGGUGGCUGCAGUGGUUUGGAGACGGCAAGUUCUCUGAGGUUUCAGCUGACAAACUGGACUCCAUCACCGCCUUCCCGAAGUUCUUCAGCCAGGCCUCCUACACCAAGCUGGCCUCGUACCGCAGGGCCAUCUUCCAAGCACUGGAGAUGGCCAGUAUCCGGGCGGAGAAGAAGUUUCCUCCCUGCGAGUCGGACAAUCCCGACGACCAGGUCAAACCCAUGCUGGACUGGGCCAACGGUGGUUUCCUGCCCAAAGGAGAGGAGGGACUCAAACCCACACACACGGCCGACAGUAACCCUCUGGACCAUCAGGUCCUCGACGUUUCCCUGCCAGAGUAUUUCCCCAGCGCGAAGCGGCCCAGAGUCAGCCUCUGUAAGAGCAAGGCCGCGCCCGAGGAGUCCUACAGCAGAGAACAAAUGGUGAAUGAAGUUCUGAAGAAUAAAAGAAGUAUAGAAGAGUUCUGUCUCUCUUGUGGAAAGAUGAGAGUCGCAACCUUCCACCCGCUGUUUGAAGGAGGCCUGUGCCAAACAUGCAAGGAUGUGUACCUGGAGAUGUCCUACAUGUAUGACGAUGAUGGUUACCAGUCCUACUGCACUGUUUGCUGUGGAGGUCGAGAGGUUCUGCUCUGCGGCAACGCCAACUGCUGCAGGUGUUUCUGCGUCGACUGUUUGGACAUCCUGGUCGAUCCCGGUGCAUCUAACAACGCUCGCUAUCUGGACCCGUGGCGAUGCUACAUGUGCCAGCCGCUGCUGCAGUACGGCGUCCUGAAGCGACGGCACGACUGGAGCCUCAAGCUGCAGGCAUUCUUCGCCAAUGACAACGGACAGGAGUUUGAGAAACCAAAGAUUUACCCAGCAGUCCCUGCAGAGCAGAGACGACCAAUCAGAGUCCUCUCCCUGUUUGACGGCAUCGCGACUGGUUACCUGGUUCUAAGGGACCUGGGUUUUAAGGUGGACCAGUACGUGGCGUCAGAGGUGUGUGAGGACUCCAUCUCAGUGGGUGUUGUCAGACAUGAAGGAAAGAUCCAGUACGUCCAUGAUGUCAGGAACAUCACAAAGAAAAAUCUCCAGGAGUGGGGCCCUUUUGACCUGGUGAUCGGAGGAAGUCCCUGCAACGACCUGUCAAUCGUUAAUCCAGCCAGGAAAGGGCUCUAUGAAGGCACAGGGAGGCUGUUCUUUGAGUUUUACCGCCUGCUGAGCGAGGCCAAGCCCAAAGAAGGAGAGGACCGGCCGUUCUUCUGGAUGUUUGAGAACGUGGUCGCCAUGGGCGUCAACGACAAGAGGGACAUCUCACGAUUCCUGGAGUGUAACCCUGUGAUGAUCGACGCUAUCGAGGUCUCUGCUGCUCACCGUGCACGAUACUUCUGGGGAAACCUGCCGGGCAUGAACAGGCCUCUGUGUGCCUCUGGGAUGGACAAACUGGAGCUUCAGGACUGUCUGGAUCACGGCAGAGUUGCAAAGUUUGGGAAGGUGCGCACCAUCACUACCCGCUCCAACUCCAUCAAACAAGGGAAGGAUCAGCACUUUCCUGUCCUGAUGAACGGGAAGGAGGACAUACUGUGGUGCACUGAGCUGGAGAGGAUCUUCGGCUUCCCUGUCCACUACACUGACGUGUCCAACAUGGGUCGCGGUGCAAGGCAGAAACUCCUGGGCCGGUCCUGGAGCGUCCCUGUCAUCAGGCAUCUGUUCGCACCACUGAAAGACUACUUCGCCUGUGAAUAGACGCCACCCAUCACCAAGAAAACAGACACAACUAUGAUUAAACACCAGCUUUUCUAUUGUGAUGCCGGCUCCGACAAACAUCAGCCGCCAGCCAGAUAUCGUAAGAGCUUGAAGAUGUCUCCACUCUGGCCGGCAGCUCCACUAAAACAUCACUGAAGCUGGGAAAUAGUGAAAGUAGCUGUUAGUUUGUGUCCAGCUCUUUUUGGAUCCUGGAGUUAAUGCACUGCAGCCUUAAACACACAUAACACACACUAAUGCAGAGAUACAUAAAUGCAGCAUAGGCUGUGGUUUAUCACUGCCCUGUAUUGUCAGACAGACAGGGCGGACAGUAGAGUGCUCCUGCUCUCUGAAGGUUCAGCAGAGUUUAAAGGGAAAAGACGACGACACGCUGUGCUGUGUUCUUUAACAUCAGGCCUGUACAGUGAUUUUAACAGGAUUUCCUUUUUGUUUUAAAUGCCAUUAAAAGGCAUUUUUUAAAUUUGACAACACUUAGUAGUUGUAGAAAAAUAGAGAACAACAUGGCACCGACGAUACAGCUGUCUAAGUGGCUCUGUAUCAAACCUUUUUUUUUUACUUUUUAGGAAGUGUAAAACAUGUCAGAGGUCGCUCAUUCCUUCAUUUAGCAGAUGAUUAAAAUAUGUGACAACAGGCUGUUUGUACAGGCUGUUAAAAUAAACAAAAACACUUGAACCAAAGUCAUUAGACGGACAGUUUUUGGGCUUCCUGCUGUUCCACUAGCCUCACGCCUGAAUGUAUUUCCUCACAGCAGGGUCGGCCUGUCUAAAAAAGCCAAAACAUGAUAUCAGGAUUUUCUGCCUAAAUUCUCAGAUUAUAAAUAUCCACAACUGUUUUGGAGAAUAAAUGAUUAAGCUGGAUCAAACAAUUAAUUUAACAGCACUCCUUGUGCGAGCUGUAGUUGUACAACGCUUACAAAAUAAUCUUUUGUCUUUGUCAAAAUGACGAGUUUAAAUGUUCCCAGAUUGUAGAAGUGCACAUCCUGACGUACAGCUCUACUAACUGGGAACUCUACUAAAUGAUUAACCUGGAUAAAACAACAAAAUUGCCAGCAUUUAAUACCCUCCUUGUCGGAGCGGUAAUAUAAUCUUUUAUCUUCGUUAAAUGACUCUGACUUUGUUAAAAGUUCCCAGAUAUUAGAGUUGUAUGUCCUGACCGUGGAGUCGUGUUUGAGCAAAGCACUCUGCAGGAAAAUACAUUCAGCAAUGGAGGCUAGUGCACCACAAGCAAACCUGGAGAUGAAGCAGAAUUUUUUGUUUUUAUAUUUAGAUGAGUUCAUGUUCUUUCUUUGUUGUUGAUGUAAAAAGAAAGAGAGAAGAAAAUAUUACUUUUUGUCAUUUGCUCUGAGAUGAGUUCAUACGAGCAAACUAGCUUCCUUAAAAAAAAAAGGAAAAAACCUUUUAUUAAAGAUUUUAUAAAAACUUUUUGUAUAGAUAGUGUGACACAUUGAGUUAGUUUCACCGCGACAUCUCCCUGAUAGCUACAUACUGUACAAUACUUGAAACAAGCCAAUGCAAAAACAGAAUUUUAGAUAAUUGUUUUGUCUUUUUGACCAUUCCAGACAGCUAAGAGUUAAAGAGUGAUGGCAUUUAUCCUACUGUAGAUGUUUAGAUUUUUAUCUUAAAGACAACAUUGUUUUAAUUCACUGUAAUGACUGGAUGGCAGGAAACACUGGUGAACACACAGUAUCUUAUGUUAUCUUACCACUGACUACUUUUGGUUCAAAGGAGUUUUUCCAGUUUCCAAAAAGUGAAAAUCAUCUCUGAUGCUGGUCGAUACUGUGUGGUGCACAUUUUACACAUUUUGGUAUACAGUAUGUACAAAUAAUUCUACAUCAUGUGAGAAAACAGGAGUCUGAAUGUGUAGGAUGUGGUGCACAUUCCUGCCCAGAGGGAUUUCCUGUUUUCCUGCAAGACUUCUGCAGCAAUGUAGAUUUUUAAAACCCCUUAAUAAUGAUAAACAUUUUUGGUUUUGCCUGCAAUCGCAUGUCAUACUGUAUGCUUAUGCUUACCAGACAGGGGAUUUACUCAACAGGUUAUUUUGGUACUGAUUCCCUUCAUGUGACCAAACACAAAUCUUGGUGCUGUCCUUCUUAAUAACCUUUUUCUACUUGUUUUGGUAACUGGAGGAUUUUAAAUGCUGUUGGCUGUCACCAAAUCAUACCUAAAUGGGCAUUACCUCAGACAAAGGGGCAACUGUACAUCACUCCUCCUGUAGGAUCUCUGUUCUGUGAAUACAUACUGUAGCUUUAUGCUCCUAUAUGCCCUGUGUGUAUAUAUAUAGCUUGUUUUUUUUUAUCACUGGAACUUUUUUUACACCAUGUUCUGCGUACUGUAUCGAUAGAAAGGUUUACAAGUGUUUAAACUCUCGUUUGACCAGGAACUACAUUAUUUUUUGAAACACAAAUGCACAAGCCUCCUCAAAGAACAUCUUUCUUACAUGUUAAAAUGACCAGUUCAUUUAGAAAUAUAUUGACUCCUUUGUGGUGCUCAAAAGGCCCCUUAAAGGGCCACCGGGAGCCUCUUUCAGUUUUCAAGUCUGAUUCUAAAGUCCCUUAAAAACCAAAAAGUAAUUGUUUACAUGCUUCAUUAAUACUGCUGAGCUUGUUGAAUGUUUUGCUUGAAAACAGUAUACAAAAAAAUAGUUUUUCUUUUUUAACUGCUCUUUUAAGACUUUUUAUAUUGAGAACAAAUACAGUAUAUAUUAACAGUAUAAAGCUUUCUUUAAAUUUGUAAUGUUAUAGCAAGAUAUAGAGCAUAUUAAUCAAUAGCUUUUAAUAACUUGUGUUAUUUAGAUGUAAACCAUUUGAGUGUAAUUGUAGGCUUGAGUGUGAAUAUCUGAGAACAGUUUCUUUUGUUAUAACCUUUUAGUGCUUUAUCUUUUAUCAGAAUCACAUUCAAUGAUUUUUUUUGUUUCGCUUUAUUGCCUUUUUAUGAAUCUAAAGUGCAAAAGCAUUUCAAAAGAACAGAUUCUGUGCUAUUUUUAUACUUAUUUGAAUAGUGGAAAAGUGUUGAUGUAUUUUUUUAUGUUUGUGUACUUCUUAUAGCAACCUAUAUAUAAUUUUUACUCAAUAAAAGGCAGCUUGGCUGCUAAAAACCUGA
Epinephelus fuscoguttatus (brown-marbled grouper) is the source of this 5870-nucleotide messenger RNA. RefSeq names its product DNA (cytosine-5-)-methyltransferase 3 beta, duplicate b.1 (gene dnmt3bb.1). NCBI's taxonomy places the organism in Eukaryota, Metazoa, Chordata, Actinopteri, Perciformes, Serranidae. Gene Ontology annotation, molecular function: DNA binding; DNA (cytosine-5-)-methyltransferase activity, acting on CpG substrates. Bases 277 to 2754 code for a protein of 825 amino acids. The record is from RefSeq and is a predicted model, not a curated record. Gene Ontology annotation, cellular component: nucleus. Gene Ontology annotation, biological process: negative regulation of transcription by RNA polymerase II. The transcript has 22 exons.